Molecule: messenger RNA, 315 nt
Organism: Plasmodium knowlesi strain H
Lineage: Eukaryota; Apicomplexa; Aconoidasida; Haemosporida; Plasmodiidae
Exons: 1
Coding region: 1-315 (104 amino acids)
Source: RefSeq, a predicted model, not a curated record
AUGAAGGCUUCAAACCAUUUAAGCGUUUUUCUUUUAUUUUUAUUUCUAAUUGCAAUAAUUCCCUGUUUGGCUGUUUAUUCGGAAAUACCAAUUGAGAAAUUAGACUACGAAACAAUUAAGGUGAAUGAAAAAAUACGAUCCAAAUCAAGGAAGGAUGUACUGAUGAUGAUGUCACUUGUAUGUGGAAGCAUUGUUCUAGCCUAUGCAACCAUCUGGGGAAUGAGAAUUCAUCAUACAUUGAAAUUUGACCAAAGAGACCAAAUUCCAGAUCAUGAAAUAAUGACCGAAAUGGAGGAACCCAGAACGUCUCCUUAA